Oikopleura dioica is the source of this 2766-nucleotide messenger RNA. NCBI's taxonomy places the organism in Eukaryota, Metazoa, Chordata, Appendicularia, Copelata, Oikopleuridae. The record is from the annotation of a GenBank genome assembly.
AUGUUCAGGCAUCGGACGACGUCGGACGAACUCGCUCGUUUGGAGGCAUUUCACUCCUUCUUGCGAUCUGAACUCACCAAAGAAGUCAGACACGCUGUCAAAGCUGUUCAAAAGGAAGCAGCGUCGAGCGAUGGACUGUCUUCUAACCAAUUCCAAAUCGAAGUGGCGGACAACGAUUACUCGCGGGAGCUCUUAUCACUCAUCGAAGCUUGUAUCAUUCACGGGAUGAAUAAAAAGUAUGUCCGCAAAACGAAAUCAGACGGCCGUGAGACUGCUCAAGUAAAUCUUUGGGCGCUAAUGGAGAAACUGUUGAGUAAGUCAGAUAUCAAGUCGCUGACCUUGGAGAACAAACAGCUCAAAACGAAAUCAGGACUUUCCAGAGCUGCAAUCAGAAAUUUCAUGAACACGCAAGUUCUUGACUGUUAUCUUCAAGCGUUGAUGCUCGACAAGGAUUUAUUGAAUAAGCAUUACGAGCCGUACGCUUUAUUGCGGGAUCCAGACAAUGCUGAAGUAUUCAAAAACUCUCUUCAAGGUCUAGAAAGGCUCAAAUUUAACUUCACGACAAACUCGCCGAUUUUGGACUCCUGGAGUCGUCACACUCUUGAGCUCGCCGCUAUUGUCGCUCCCCAACAUCAGCGAAAAAGCAAUAAAGCGAUGCUACCGAAGCCGAGAGCGCCCGAGUCUUUAACUGCCGCUGGUGAUUCUGUUGCUAAUGAUUUCGAUGAUUCUGCGUCGAUGAUGUCGUCUGUAGUUACCGAGUCCAUUUGCUCGACGAUGACGGACUUUGCUGGAGAUGAAGGCGUGGAAGUUUUCAGAUCUAAAAUGUCAAGAAGGCGAAGACGUGCACAAAAACGCAACCCUGUCCUUUCAACUGGGUCAUUUGAAAAUCAGGAAUUGUUUGAUGAUGCGAUUUCCGUUGUAUCUGAUGCAAGGGAGACGAUAAAAUCAUCGGAACCGACGUGUUAUUUAUCGGAACUUGAAGAGUCAAUGGGCAAUGAUGGGAAAGAUCGUACGGAGGUCGAUCAAGCUAUGGAAAACGAUCAGAUUCAAACUCUUUAUAGCGGAAAAAAUCGCGAAAGCUCACCCUUGACCAAAGUAGCGGAAGAAGAGCGAAAGCAAUAUACGAAGCUUGUGUUUACGGAGCAGGAGCUUACUCCGAACACUUCAGACACGCAUUUCGUAGAAGACAGCUUGAAUAGAGCGACACAGGAUCAAUCAUCAGAAAUAGAAGAUGAAUCCUAUGCUCCAAUCGAAAGCCAAAAAGUUGAAGACGACGAAGUUACAGAGAAGAAUGAAGCGGAGGUAUCAGACACAGAGUCACAAUGCGAUAUUCAUGCUCUGGAAGAGAUCGAAGCGUCGCCGCCAGUGAAAAGUUGCUACGCUCCUUCUGGAAAUGAAGAUGACAUUAUUCAAACAGUGGUCGACGAAGAUGACGAAGACGAGCACAAUCAAAAUGAAGAAUGCGCUUCAACAGUCGAGGAAACCAUCAGUGCUAAUCAAAAGGCCUUUGCGGCUAUGUUUAGCAAAGAAAUGACAGACGACGAUGAAGGUCUCCCAUGGCUUGAUAGAGUCACAGAGAAACAUCGAGAAAGCCUUUCCGGUCGACCUGUUGGAGCGCGACAUCGAGAAGGCUUUCUUCAGCGGAAAGGGGACUGGACAGGAUUUUGGAGGCGCCGAUAUUUCAAGCUAGCAGAUCACCAGCUCACGUACUACCGAUCAGACACGGAUGAAAGUGCUGCUCUGACUAUUCCCGUCGACGCUAUGUUAGAUGUAAUAGAAGACGAAAAAAUGAAGCCAUUUUGUUUCCGAGUCGAAAUUCGGGGUCGAAAAAGUCUUUACCUUUGCGGUUAUUCGCAUCAUGACUCUGCCAAAUGGGUUGCGGAUUUGAGAUACGAAAUAGAGCAUUUUGGAUCUGCCGAGUCCAAUCACUUCGAGGUUAUCUCAGUGAAUUCUUACGACUCUCGAUCGUCAGAGUACUCUUCUGUUCUCAAAAAUCAACUCUUGGUUCUUCCAGCUGAUUUCGGCUUACCUGCUCAAAACUAUCGCUGCUUCGAAUGCGAGACUCCAAUCGGCAUCAUUUAUGGCCCACCUCGUCAUUGCGCAUUUACCGGGAAAUAUUAUUGUAAUAAGUGCCAUGAUAACUCGGUCUCCGUCAUUCCUGCGCGGAUGAUUUUCAACUGGGACCUUUCGGCCAGAUCAAUUUGUAAACGAGCUCGCUGUUACCUGAGCCGAGUUCAGCACGAUCCUUUGUUAGAAAUAAAUGAGACGAAUUCGGCGUUGUAUGGUCAUGUGCCGGCCUUAGAGCGAGUUCGAAAGCUUCGAAUCCGCCUUCAGAAGAUGGAACCGUAUCUGAAAACUUGCUCAAAAGGCAAAGAAAUAUAUGAUAAGUUUGCGCAUGGACGAGAGUAUCUGACUGGAGAUAUUCAUCGUUAUUCUGUCGCAGAUCUUGUAGAGUUUCAGGAGGAGUCAUUGGAAACUUCGCUAAGUCAACUUUACGAAGCUGGAAAAAGACACAUUUCUCUGUGCGAAACUUGUGGGUUUAAAGGCUUCUAUUGCGAGCUUUGCGGGUCUGAUAACCUUAUUUAUCCGUUUGAAACCGAAGAAACGUCCUCCUGUUUGAAAUGUUGCGCUUGCUUUCAUGCAAAUUGCUUCAGAAACACUCUUGAAAGUUGCCCGAAGUGCACGAGGAUUGAGAAUCGUCGCCGUCUACGUGAGGCUGCUGAACUCGAGCAUCAGAAAUCUAGCGACGAUGAAACUCAUAAAUAA